Messenger RNA from Entrophospora sp. SA101, 166 nucleotides. NCBI's taxonomy places the organism in Eukaryota, Fungi, Glomeromycota, Glomeromycetes, Entrophosporales, Entrophosporaceae. The record is from the annotation of a GenBank genome assembly.
UUAUCAAAGAGAUGAUGUAGAUAAUUUAAUUGAUAGAUUAAAUUUCAGUUCAACAUCAACAGCAGAUGAAUAUAUAUCAAUUGAUGAUGAUGAGAUUAAUGAAAUGCAACCGACGAGGAAAUUCUUGGUUCUUUUGAGCAAAUCGAAGAGGAAUAUGUUAUUAUAA